Messenger RNA from Linum trigynum, 3712 nucleotides. The record is from the annotation of a GenBank genome assembly. Lineage: Eukaryota; Viridiplantae; Streptophyta; Magnoliopsida; Malpighiales; Linaceae.
GUCGACUUCCCGACAAGCCACACAAAAACAAGCCUGCAUUGGACUCUAACAAGAACCAAUUCAAUACUAGUUAACCAUGAUAAACCCGACUCGAUCGCAGAAAUUGUUCAUGCAAAAUUGAGAAGAGGGCAACAGCCAGUUUCCAAAGAGACUCAAAAAGUUGGAACUAGAAUCAGAAGCGCCACUGUCACUGACCAGAUAAGAGCACGCAGACAGAGCUAACUGCAAAAAUUUGGAGCGAGACUGUAAAUGGUUCUGACAGAGGCGAGUUUCAUCAUCCAAACAGCCCCAAGUUACGAUAUUUAAUACGAAUCACAGACUUUUCAGCCUCGGCCCGUCCCCAUCAUCGACGACUUCGACCACCUCUGCUUUUGUACUUUUGCGUUUCGCUGGUUUUGUUUGAUCUUCAGUUCAGUGGCUCGUACUUUUUCGGAAUCAUUUGUUGAUUAGAUGCCUUCUAAUUUUACAACAUAUGUGUUAUGGUGACAGCAUGAAUUAGUCACUGGCCGGCCCAAUGAUCCCUUUUUUACCGUUCGUUACUGGGCUACAACAAAUACAAGAUUUGAACAUAAUUACCUGUUUAUUAAUCUAGAAUUUAGAUAAAUAGACCACAAACUUUUCUAAUUGGCAGCCGUAUGGUUUUUUCAUGAACAAUUCAAUGAUUCUGAGCCUUGGGAGUGCCUGCUUUCAGUUUAGAUGCAUAGGAGUUGGAACAAGAGAAAAUAACCAUAGCCACUCUCCAAGAACAAAUCUAGAUCUCGAAGAAAGGGGCUAAACCCAUCAUCACAACACUUUUCAAUGCUUUGCUUGACCUACAGAUUCACAUUUUGUAACUGCAUCCUUUAUCAAGAUGGAUCUCUUUAUAUAAGUUGGAAUGUGACUUAUUUGAGAUCAUACUAUCGAAGUGUGACUUCGUCAUUACUAGAAGGACUGCUAAGGAAGUUCGAAUGAUUGCGAAAAAAUAUCUGUUUUGCUCAUGAUCUUUAGUCGCAACGGAGGGGAAGACGGUACUUAUCUAUUUAGAGACCUUAUCUUGCAAACUCUACUCUAGUUCUACGAGCAAUGAACCCUCGCAUCAUCCUCACAAACUUGCACCACUACAAUUGCAGCGAGAGCAUGUAUAGUGUAUACUAACAUGUUUGUCUCUGACGUAAGCCAAGUCGUUUUUCGCUAAAGACCUACGAGAACAACUCGGUGUCAUCGCUUGCAACAUUCGAGUUUUAGAGUAACCACUCUACACCAAAGACAGAAUGCAGACAAACCAGAUCAACGUUAUCAGAGUAAUGAAAGAGGACGAGAAGUGAAUUCGGCCAUAUCAGCCAUGCUUGGCUCCAUACCACCUAGAUCUGCACAUGCCAACAACUAUAAACCCAGAACUAUGAACCUGCAAAAAUACCUUCCGCGAUUCACAGAAGACUACUACCAAGCACAAUAGAAGCAGAAAUCAUCCCAUCCAUUUGCACUACUGCAGUAAACCAGAAAGAAAGAAAAAAAGAGCGAUAAUCCAGCUCUUAUAUAAGGCUUGUGAAUAUUCAAUCCUGAGGUCUACCGGAGGGCCUCACGACGGUAUAGUCUCAACAAAUAUAUUCUUUUCCCCUAACUCAAAAUAACAUAGGGCUUACCCACCCUACCCGAUGUCUUUAUUUUCAAGAAAUGCCUAAUGUUUCUCUUCCAGGAAAAACAAAGUCCAAUUCGGGACUAUUAACCAAGGGCAAAUGUCGAAACACAAAUCUCUGUCAAAAUCACCAAGAAUCAAUCAAGCAGUCGAUGCCUUCAGGUAUGCAAUAAGGUCUGCGCGAUCCUGUGGCUUCUUCAAUCCAGGGAACACCAUCUUAGUUCCAGGAAUGUACUGCAAAAGAAAACAACAAUCAACCAUCAGGUCCGUGGUUGAGAAAAAACAAGCUCCUUGCACAUCAAAGGAGCAGCUAGAUGCAUCAAUUAUUGCAAAAACUUAUCCAAGGCUACACAAGCACAAAAAACUCCCCGCAUUUGGAUCAGAACAAGUACCAGACUCACGACACGGAGACUAGCUUGUACAUGGAAAACUAAUUGUUGAUCUAAUAUCAAACAGUUCCUCACAAUUUCCACCAUGGAUAGAGCUAAAUGAUUACUGCUUCAUAGCUACAAAUAACCAUCAGAAACUACCAAGCCGCACCUCAAACUGGCUCAUUCCUCAACCAUAAUAAAAAAAAGUAAACGUCCAUUUCCCAGCUAAAACCACUACAAAGGGCAAUCUCAAUUGUCUAAUAUAUCUAAAACAAAUCAGAGGAAGGGACACGAGGAGGCCACGAACCACUUUCAAUCUGCAAAAUCUACCAACUUUUAUAUUCAGAAUCUAACAAAGAUGGAUGCCUUACCUUCUUUGGGUUAAGCAAGUAGUCGUACAAUGUAUUUUCUCCCCAAUUGACAGCCAUGCUCUUGUUGGCAGCAGAGUAGGAAUAGCCUGGGGUUGUGCCAGACUGCCUUCCGAAAAGUCCAUUCAAGUUCGGCCCUGCACAUUGCAUAACCUCCAAUUAUCAAUCUCUGAACACCAAAUCGACGAGCAAAACCCCCUUAACAUCACAACAACAAAGAACCAUCGUGCCUCGCAAGGCCUAGUCGAUGUAACCUCCAAGCUCAACUCAAUAACAAAUCACAAGAAGAAAGCCCCAUACAAUAUUAUGAUCAAUCACCCGAAAAGACGAUUCACUUCACAGCCAGAUGAAACGAGAGGGUAAAAAAAACAACCAGAUUGCCCAAUAACCACAAAUCUUAAACCAACUAAUGAAGACACCUCCUCCUUCUAUCACCCUAAAUCCGAAACCUGGACCAUCCAAAUUCGGAAACAGACGAUGCACAAACGGAGACCAUAAACAAAUCGAAAUAAAAAAACAAAUUAACAUCUAUAAUCGGGAAGCAGAUCGAAAGCCGGCGAUCGUCAUAACAGCAUACCUUGUUUGUGGCCAGCGCCUUUCUCGACGGUGUGGCACUGAGCGCACUUCAUCUUGAAGAUCUUGGCGCCGCUAUCGACAUUGCCGGGGGGAGCUUCGUUGAACGACGCCAUCGCUGUGGGGAGGACGAGAGAGAGACCGGUGGAGAGAAGGUUGGAUUGGGGAAGGGAGAGCUCUAGGGUUUGAGGUCUGAUUUCCGAGUUCGUAGAUCUGAAGCUAAAAAUAUUCAGAGGAAGCUGCGAGAAGAAAGGGCCUUUUUGUGAGGUGGUGGCGGUACACACGCCAUCUUAAUACGACUUUUUCUUUCAUUCCAAUUUUGCCCUUUCCUUUCCCUUAACUGCAUUGGCUGUUCUAGUACUUUCCACGCGCCUCCACUUUCCAGGAUGACGUCGAAAUAUCAGAAGUUCAGAACGUAAACCACCAUUAUUGGCCCAACUCCGGCCCGCCUUGGCCCAAUGACAAUGGUUGCAGCCAGCGGUUCAACCGGUCGGUUGAACCGGUCGCACUCAGAUGAUUCUUUUUAUAACGAUUUGUCAAUGUCAUCUUCUUAUGAUAAAGUUCGGAUUAAGAACUCGAACUGAAGCGAACAACAAGUAUUAACACUUUUACUUGUUGAAGUUUUUGAAUAUAACAUUGAUAGAGAGUCUAGGUUCGGUUCACUUGUCACAUUUAUUUUUUAUUUUCCAUUGAUAUGUGACCUUACGUGCAUCUUGUAUCAGUUCUGCUUAAAGAUUCACAUGACCUCUAGCUAAACAAUAUAUGAAUAUACAUAUUGGUUGUAG